Messenger RNA from Cryptomeria japonica (Japanese cedar), 3795 nucleotides. RefSeq lists its product as uncharacterized. The record is from RefSeq and is a predicted model, not a curated record. Bases 787 to 3315 code for a protein of 842 amino acids. Lineage: Eukaryota; Viridiplantae; Streptophyta; Pinopsida; Cupressales; Cupressaceae. Gene Ontology annotation, cellular component: Ino80 complex. Gene Ontology annotation, biological process: chromatin remodeling. The transcript has 9 exons.
AAAUGGGGGAGCAGCAGAUGUGGGCAAACUCUGGGUAAAACCAGAGUUAAAAUGGGUAAUGGGCUCCCCCUGGCGGUUACCACAAAUGCCAGCGCAGGCGUAACGGCGAGCAACGUACUAACAGUGUUAAGUUUUCAAAGGUCAAAGCAGAGAGAGAAGGAGAGAGAAUUUAGGGUUUGAUCGGGCAGAAACCGAAUCAACAACAACAAUACGAUUGCUAACUAAACUUGAGAUUUUUCUUAUGUUUUACGGGCGUAGUAUUUUUGUAAGGGAAAGGGGUUGAUGUUGGUUUAGUUUUUUUAUGAGAGGAUUUGUUGAUAUUUCGUAAGUAUUGUGAGGGAGGGGCCAAAGGCAAAUGCAAAGGAGAAACGAGGCCCUUCCCUUGUAAUGCUUACGAGCUACUAACAAAUCCUCUCGCGCGCAAAAACUGAAUAUUUUUACGCGCAAAAUAACCAGGAGGCUCAGUACAUACAUUAAUUCAGUCAGCCCCCAAGUGGGUUGAGGGGGCUGGCUCAUAAGACUACCCGCUUAAGGGGGUUGAUGGUGUUUAUGUUUUGCUAAGAUUGGAGGAACUUAUGACGGGGCGUGUGUGAUUCGUAGCGCGAUUUGCAAGGGCUUCAAGAGGUAGACGUGCUGUUCAAAUGGGUUAAUGGCGCUAAUGUAGGCGUUAGGUUGGACAAUUUACGAAGGGCUUUAGUAGCCUGUGGGAUUAGGUGCGCGAUUUAAAGGGGUUUCAAGGAUUUGUUCUGCUGUUCAACUGGUUUAGAACUUGCAGGUUCUGUGAGCAUGGAGAGUGGUGAAAGAAUGGAUAUUUUUAGGAAGAAGCGGUCAGAGUCAUCGAGGAAACCAAGAUUGGGAGGGUCACACACUUUCAUGAACGAGCACGAUCAUUCCUCAGUGUCUGGUUCACCACCGUCUGAUCCUCAGUCUACUUCAGGUUUUGACAAAGGUUUGAAUGAGGAUGCAGGAAAGUAUACAAACCAUUAUUCUUCCCAUGGGGGAGAUGAUUACAAGAGGAAAUUGGGGAAUGGAAAUAUGAAGGGCAGAUUUGAGGUUGGGAAGGAGGAUUUGGGUAAGAGCAAGUCAGGUAAUAGAAAGGCUCUUGGUGGGGGGAGAGAUGACGAUUGGGAUGACAUAAAAAGAGUCCGGAGGGAGGUUACAGAAUUGAAUGGCAAUAACAAGCAUAAGGGAAUGGAGGAGGAUAGGAUUUAUGACAGGAAAUAUGAUAGAGCAGGGGGUUUGAAGUUGCAGGAUUAUGACAGGAACAGGCGGGUUGAGAAAUCUUCAAGGGAGAAAAUUCACAGGGAUGUUUCUCAUCAUGACAAGAAUUUCAAGGAGAAUUCCAUGGUGGAGAAGGGUAGUGAGAGGGACAGGAAAUUUUUUGGGGAGACGUUUAAGCGGAAGAUGCGUACUGAUGAUUUGGAUGUGUCAAAGCGGUCCAGAGAUGCUGGAAAGGAGAGAAAAGAUUCCUAUGAUAGGCAUGUCAGUCAUGAGAAAUCUGACAGGGAUAGGGAUUGUGAUCAAGAUAGAGAUAGGAACCAUGAUGGUGCUUCUCGUGGUAGGAGUCAUGAUGUGCAGGGCAAUUCAAGAUCUGGUGAUUUCAGUCAGAGGGCUGCAGCGGUUGGUGGACUGACUGCUGUUGUUGGGUCAUUGGAUUGGCGUAAUUCAGAUGGGCACAAAAUUGUGGACAGGAGGUCCUCUGAUGCCCAUCCUAUUGGUCAGGUGAAAGGAGGACCAGACUCUGGCCAUGGUGCUGGGCAUGCCAGGUCACAAGAUGGAGGCAGGAAUGUAGAUGGUCAUCAUACAGGGCAGUCAAAAUCAGCAAACCCUGAAUUUAAAGCUCCGGAAAGCUUAAAUGCAGCACAAGUUAAAACAGCGUAUGAUGGAAAGGCCUAUGAUAUUAGAGAAUCCUUCGAUAAAUCCACACUUAAAGAAGACGAUCCACCUUCUAAAGAGAACCGGACCACCACGGUGAAAUUGAAAGUAAGUGGAAUCACCCACACUAUUCAUGCUAGUUUAGCAGCUGGGAAUAAACAGAAGGCAGCAGAAGGUUCUGCAUUUGCUAGGCCUCCACAAGUACCUGAAGGAGGCAGACGGCGUCAGAGACUUAUUCUUCAGGAAAAUUCAGAUGAUGAAGAUGACUACCCUCCAAGGGCGGAAAAAUGUAUACAAGAAUCACUCCGGAAGGAGUCUCCAGCCAAUUGUUCUGCUUCUGCUAGGAUGGAUAUGAACCAGUCAAAGGAAGACAGAAAAAACAAACUUGCAGAUGAAAGUACCUCUGGAAAGCAGGUUGAAAUCAAUAAUUUUGCAGGAAAUCAACCUGUCCGCAAGAGCUCAAGAAUACCUAAGAAGCGUGUUUUGGAUGGAGAAAUUGAUGAAGAUGAAGAUACUGAAGAAGCAUCCCAGCGCAAAAAUUUGAGGACCCCCAAAAAACGCUUGCAAAAUGGUGAAUAUGAUGAUAGGGAAGAAGGUGAAACACUGCAGCGUAAAAGCUCAAGGAUACCUAAGAAGCGGAUGCUUGAAAGUGAAUACGAUGAAGAAGAUGAGGAAGAUGGAGCACAUUUUCAUAAAAGAAAACAGAAAAAGUUAAAGUCUGCAAGAGAUGCAGAGGACUUGUAUGAGUAUGAAGAGGAAGUUGCAACGGAUGGAGAUUUUGAGAAUUCAGAUAUCGAACCUGAAGGAAGGAAGAAUGGCAAAAGAAAAGAAACUUUAAAUUCUACUAUUGAUGAGAAGAAGGAAAUUCCUCUCACUGCACGCCAAAGGGCUAUGCAGUCGUCCAAGGACAUGGAUACAGAAGUAGGAGCAAAUUUGAUUGAAUUCCCAGAAGGAUUACCUCACAGCGGUCAGCGGAGGAAAAAGGAGAAGUUGUCUGAGGUUGAGCAACAGUUGAAGAAAGCAGAGGCUGCACAAAGACGCAAGCAACAAGUAGAAAGGGCUGCUAAUGCUCAGCAGGCUGAGGCGAUCAAGAAAAUUCUAGGUACUGAUUCUACAAGAAAGAAAAAAGAAGACAAGUUACGCAAACAGAGGGAUGAGAAGGAACAGGAGAAGUCUGCAAGUGCUAUGAUACUUGCUCCAAAUAGUGUGAGAUGGGUUAUGGGGCCAUCUGGCACAGUCGUAUCAUUUGCUCAAGAUGCAGGUCUUCCAAGCAUAUUCAAUUCUGCCCCUUGCAGGUAUCCUCCUGCUCGUGAGAAAUGUGCAGGCCCGCUAUGUAACAAUACAUACAAAUAUAGAGACUCUAAAUCUAAUCUCCCCCUUUGUAGCCUCCAAUGCUACCGAGCUAUCCAUGAUGUGACACGUCCUGUAUCUACUUUUUAGGAUUGCAGAAUUUGAUUGGUGUGUUUAGGUUUGUACAUUUAAGAGUAUGUACAUGCUCAGGAGAUAUGUAAAUACCAUUUUGUGAUAUUACAGUGGGAUCUUCGAAAGCUUUCAUUGAGAUUGCAGUGCCAAAUGUCAACAUGAGCAUUGCUGUAUAUGUUCAGAUGCUAAUUUUUGUAAGAUAAGAACAGCUCAUUGGCUGUUUGCCUAUAGCAAGUCUGCAUAUAGUAUGUCACACGUUUGGCUGUCUCAUGGGUGGAAGUUGAUUUUGACAUUCAAUAGUUUCCAAAUGUACCCAUUUUUUUGACCAUUAGAAGUUUGCACGUCCAGAAAUUGACGUCUUGCACUGCAGUCAGCAAUGGAUAUGGUGGAUUCAUUUUUUUCGCUAUGUUUUUUCUCGGAGUUCUCUUACUCCUGAUAUGCACUUGUCUUUGUGCUUCGGAAACUAUAUAAAUUUAAACACCUAAUUUCCUUUUAAGA